This is a messenger RNA of Fomitopsis serialis, 1066 nucleotides long. RefSeq lists its product as uncharacterized. The record is from RefSeq and is a predicted model, not a curated record. The coding region runs from base 193 to 1002 and encodes 269 amino acids. NCBI's taxonomy places the organism in Eukaryota, Fungi, Basidiomycota, Agaricomycetes, Polyporales, Fomitopsidaceae. The transcript is spliced from 3 exons.
GGUGGACCAGGUGGUCAUGGACCAUCUGACACGACCACGGCCGCUCGGCCCCGCGGCUUGUCGGACGCCUCGUAUCUGCGUGGACCAUCCGAUGGCAAUGGCACCUCCCACAUUGGUUACAGGAAUGCAAGCACUCCGAAGCCAGUGGACAGGUCGGACACCAGCUCUACAGUGACUGUGCGCCCGCGCGCGAUGUCCGAGAUCCUGUUGUCGAGGCCUUUCCCAACUUCUUCGCCCCUUCCCGAGAGCGUUGAUCAAUCAGGUGUAUCUUCGGAGUCCCAAGGUUCAUCAGCGACGCCCAUUCAGCGGCCCGAGUCUGUUAUUCCAUCAUCCCGGCCAUCAUCGAAGAGCCCGGAGACGUCGAGACCGAGCAGCAUCGUCUCACUGGCGACUGAGCGCGACAUGUGUGCCAUCGCUGAGUCGAUGACACCCACCGUGGAGAAGCGCAGUUCCUCGCAGGAGAUCACGAAGCUCAUCGGGACCCGGCCACGCACAAACUCUCUGUUGGACAUGUAUCGCAGCAUGGAGUCCUCGGUUAGCCGACCGUCGGCCCCGGUCUCGUCCGCAAGCUCUACGAGCAGUUCGACGUAUACGGAGUCCGACACGGAGUACCUCUCCGACGAUUUGUGCGAGUCGGUCGUGUACUCGCCGACACAGGCCUCAUACCCUGCCUUCCAUUUGCCCUUGUCUCCGCGCCGGGCGGCUUAUGACAGUGAUUCGACGCCCUCGCUCAAGACUUCCACGUCUUUCAGUUCUUUGUCGACAACGCCUAGUCUUAGCCGGGCAUCCUCGUUCCGUCGCUCUCCGCCCCUCAGCCCUACUCUCGCUUCUCUGGCUACUCCUGUGGAUAUCGCUCCUCUUUCGCCACGUCGUCGCAAUUCCUGGACGUCAUCGAGGAGGCUCAGAGUCCCGACGAAAGUGAACCGUCACCUCAGCCAUUCUACGCAGACGAACGGAGCGCUGCUUCACUUCCUUUGCUUGACCUCCCGGCAGCCUUCCUAACGCGCGACGGCACCCAGGUGCGGACAAGGGUCGACAGCAAGCUGACUAUCAUGCGGCGAGACUC